Melitaea cinxia (Glanville fritillary) is the source of this 6991-nucleotide messenger RNA. RefSeq names its product tyrosine-protein phosphatase Lar (gene Lar). Gene Ontology annotation, molecular function: protein binding; protein tyrosine phosphatase activity. The coding region runs from base 1 to 6186 and encodes 2061 amino acids. Gene Ontology annotation, biological process: protein dephosphorylation. Lineage: Eukaryota; Metazoa; Arthropoda; Insecta; Lepidoptera; Nymphalidae. The transcript is spliced from 24 exons. The record is from RefSeq and is a predicted model, not a curated record.
AUGGCGCUCUCGGUUUUAAAAAAUAGAGACGAAGGCACAGAAGGAACAAUACUGCCCUUGGAUAUGGUGACAGAAGAACCAUUAAUCGGGAUACCUCCCAUUCCGGUCAACGAUACUGGAAAUAUAUUUAUACAGUACCUAACACAUCCGCCCGAGAUCACGAUCCGGCCACGCAACCUGCAGGUUCGCGCCAACGGCAUCGCCGCCUUUUACUGCGCGGCACGAGGUGAUCCCAUACCCAACAUUCAGUGGCGAAAGAACGGGAAAAAAGUUUCAAAUACACAGUCUCGGUUCCAAGUGUCUGGGAUGGACUCGGCGGCGGGUCCGAACGCCAACGGAGCUGUGCUGAGGAUCGACCCGGUGCGGGCGCAGAGGGAUGACGCGACUUAUGAGUGUAUCGCCGAAAACGGAGUUGGGGAUGCGGUUACCGCAGUUGCUACUCUCACCAUUUUUGAAGCUGACAAGGUACCGCCAGGCUUCCCCACCAUCGCGCCGCCAUCUUCCACCAUGGUGGUAGAAGUCGGCCACACUGCCACGCUGCCGUGCCAGGCCAGUGGCAACCCUACACCCCGUAUCCGUUGGCUAUGGAACUCUCUGCCGUUGGACGUUGCAUCCAACCCUAGAUACGCGUUACUAAACGAUAAGAUGCAUGGUACAUUGCAAAUUGUUAAAAGCGAAGAGGAAGAUCAAGGCAAGUUCGAGUGUGUCGCUGAGAACGCCAUCGGCACGGAGUUCUCGAAGCCAACUUCUUUGUACGUCAAAGUGAGACGAGUCGCACCCCAGUUCUCGAUCCCCCCUCCGCCACGCACUGAGGUAAUGCUCGGUGGUAACCUCACGCUCAAGUGCGUAGCCUUCGGAUCGCCGAUGCCUACCGUCAAGUGGAGAAAAGGUCUGACAAAAUGGCUGACAUCCGAAGACAAUCCGCCGUUGGGUCUGAACACUCUGAAACUAGAAGACAUCAGAGAAUCGGCGAACUACACUUGUGAAGCGGCGAGCGUACUGGGCGUGAUCGAGACAACCGCUGAGGUCAAGGUGCAGUCGUUACCCGGGCCACCGACCGAAGUGCGAGCGUCUGAAAUAACGGCGACCACCGUGCGACUGGCGUGGACCUAUAGCGGACCCGAGGAACCUCAGUACUACGUCAUCCAGUAUAAACCAAAAUAUGCCAAUCAGGCGUUCAGCGAGAUAUCGGGCGUGAUAACACAAUACUAUUCAGUAACGAAUCUUUCCCCGUACACUGAGUAUGAGAUGUACGUGAUAGCCGUGAACAAUAUCGGCAGAGGUCCGCCUUCAGCACCCGCGGUCAUCACCACGGGAGAAACUGUGGAUUCCUUAUAUGGAGGAGCUAAACCCGGAUCAGCGCCGCGGAAUGUGCAGGUGCGACCUCUGAGCUCCAGCACAAUGGUGAUUCAAUGGGACGAGCCUGAGACGCCUAAUGGUCAAGUUACGGGGUACAAAAUCUUCUAUACGUCCGAUCCAUCUCAGCCCUUGCAGUCUUGGCAUUCUCAAAUGAUGGACAACAACCACCUCACGACCAUCAGUGAGCUGACCCCCCACACCGUGUACACGAUACGGGUGCAAGCCUUCACUUCAGUCGGCCCCGGCCCGAUAUCUGCUCCUGUACAAGUAAAAACUCAACAAGGCGUGCCGUCUCAACCUUCGAACCUAAUAGCGGUAGAAGCGGGAGAAACAUCAGUGACUCUUUCAUGGAAACGGCCAGCUCAUGCCGGAGACAAUAUUGUUUCCUAUGAGCUGUAUUGGAACGAUACUUAUGCUAAGGAACAUCACAGGAAACGUAUACCGAUAACGGAAACCUACACGCUGAACGGUCUCUACCCCAACACGCUGUACUACAUCUGGCUCGCGGCGCGCUCCCAACGCGGCGAGGGCGCCACCACACCGCCCAUAGCCGUCCGCACCAAGCAGUACGUUCCCGGCGCACCCCCGAUGAAUGUGACCGCGGUGCCUGUAUCGCCUACCGCCAUUCGGGUGACAUGGCAGCCACCGCCCGCCGAGCAGGCAAACGGUCGUAUCGCCUACUACAAACUGCUCUGUGUGGAAUCCGGAAGGGGGGAUUCUGAAGCGACGGUGGUCAAGCUGAACCAGACUAGCUUCGUCCUGGACGAGCUUCGUCGCUGGACGGAGUACCGCAUUUGGGUGUUGGCUGGGACCAGCGUGGGCGACGGUCCCGCCUCCUACCCGGUCACCGUCCGCACUCACGAAGACGUGCCCGGAGAACCUCAAGAAGUCAAAGUGACUGCUAUCAACUCUACGUCGAUCCAUGUGACAUGGAAGCCGCCUCCCGAAAAAGAGAAAAACGGAAUCAUAAGAGGUUAUCAUGUACACGUGCAAGAAGUGAGAGAAGAGGGUAAGGGCCUCCUGAACGACCCGAUGAGAUUCAACGUGAUGGACGACUCGACCCUAGAACUGAACGUAUCCGGGUUACAACCGGAUACCCGAUAUAGCGUGCAAGUAGCGGCGCUUACAAGAAAGGGAGACGGGGACAGGAGCGCUCCGGUCUCGGUAAAAACUCCUGGUGGAGUACCAAACAGACCAACUGUCAAUUUAAAGAUUUUGAAACAAGACCCCAUAGUCUCGAUUGAAAUAGAAUGGGCAAAACCCACUCAAACAUAUGGAGAUUUGCUUGGUUAUAGACUGAGGUAUGGUAUUAAGGAUCAACCUCUUGAAGAAGUUAAAUUUUCCGGAACUAAAGUUACCUCACAUAGAAUUAAUGAUUUAGAAAGAGGAGUGCAGUAUGAAUUUAGAGUAGCUGGCAGAAAUCAAAUCGGUAUUGGUCAAGAAGCAAUUAAAUAUUGGCUAACUCCAGAAGGAGCGCCAAAAGGGCCGCCCACAAACGUAACAUAUCAUUUCCAAACACCAGAUGUCAUUAGUGUAACGUGGGAGCCACCAAUAAGAGCUGACCGCAGCGGACAGAUUAAAAAAUACGAUGUUCAAUUUUACAAAAGAGGAGAUCAAUCAUCUCUGAUUGAAAAGACGACGGAAUCAACAAAAGUUGUAUUUACGGGUCUUGAAGAAGAUGCUCAUUAUGUGUUCAAAGUUAGAGCUUACACGGAUCAAGGUCCAGGCCCGUAUAGUAAAGAUGUUACAGCUCACACUGAAAGAGAUAUUGGAAGAGCACCAAUGUCAGUCAAAGCUGUAGCAACGUCAGAAUCUGGCGUAGAAGUAUGGUGGGAACCCGUUCCUUCAAGGAAGAAAAUAAUAGGUUAUGUUAUAUUUUACACGAUGACGCCUGUGGAGGAUUUAGAUGAAUGGCAGCAUAUAAAUGUUCAUGUAACUCAUUCUGCAAACUUAGAAAAUUUAGACAAAUUUGCAGAAUAUGCUAUUGCUGUGGCAGCCAAAACUGCAGACGGUUUAGGAAGAUUAUCAGAGAAGGUUACUGUUAAAGUGAAGCCAGAAGAAGUGCCUUUACAUCUUAGAGCUCAAGAUGUGUCCACCCAUUCCAUGACUCUGUCGUGGUCCCCCCCGUUACGCUUAAACCCGGUUAGCUAUAAGAUUUCAUACAAUGCCAUUAAAGAAUUCGUCGAUUCGCUUGGGAUGACGCAAACGCAAGAAAUUCCUAAAAGGGAAAUAAUAGUUAAACAUGAUAGAACGUCAUAUUCUAUUAACGAUUUAUCUCCGUUCACUACGUAUAAUGUUAACAUAAGUGCCAUACCUAAUGAUAAUUCCUACAGACCUCCUACUACGAUAUUCGUAACAACGCAGAUGGCCGCACCGAAACCAAUGGUAAAGCCGGACUUUUAUGGUGUUGUUGAAAAUGAAAUACUCGUAAUUCUACCUCAAGCAUCCGAAGAAUACGGACCUAUUUCGCAUUAUUAUCUAGUUGUAGUUCCUGACGACAAAUCACAUAAUCAUAAAAAUCCAGAUCAAUUUUUAACAGAGGAUUUAAUAAAAAAUAAUGCAAGAACAGAUGAUGAAAAUGCACCAUAUAUUGCUGCAAAGUUUUUGCAAAGAAAUAUACUUUACACCUUCCAUCUUGGUAAUGAUGAAGUAUAUGAAGGUUUUCUUAAUAGAAAACUUAAUCCUAAUAAAAAGUACAGGGUUUUUGUUAGAGCCGUUGUAGAUACACCCCAAAAGCAUUUGUACACAUCUAGCCCUUUUUCAGAAUAUUUAUCGUUAGAUAUGCGAGAAGCACCGCCCGGUGAAGAACCAAGUAGACCUGAUCCUAAAGACAUUAAUGGGGAUCCUGAAAUAAGAAUAGAAGAAAAUAGAAAAGAAGCUGGCAUGCUCUGGGUUGUGGGGCCUAUCAUAGCAGCAUUAAUGCUUUCUCUGUGUUUAGUACUUCUGUUUAUUGUGAAGAGAAGAAGACAACCUUGCAAAACACCAGAUCAAUCAGCUGUUACUCGACCUUUAAUGUCUGCUGAUAUAGGAUUCGGCGCGCCUUCAGAUCCAGUAGAGAUGCGACGUUUGAAUUUCCAAACUCCGGCUAUGAUAUCUCAUCCGCCUAUACCGAUAUCUGAACUCGCUGAACAUAUUGACAGAUUAAAAGCUAAUGAUAAUCUCAAGUUCUCCCAGGAAUAUGAAAGUAUAGAACCGGGCCAACAAUUCACGUGGGAUCAUUCUAACAUGGAAGUAAACAAACCGAAGAACCGUUACGCGAAUGUCAUCGCCUACGACCAUAGUCGUGUGAUACUCCAACCUAUCGAUGGAAUACUUGGAAGUGAUUAUAUAAAUGCCAACUAUUGCGAUGGGUACCGUAAACAUAAUGCAUACGUUGCAACUCAAGGACCACUACAAGAAACGUUUGCUGAUUUCUGGCGAAUGUGCUGGGAACUACGAACGUCCACUAUAGUAAUGAUGACAAAAUUAGAAGAGCGAACUAGAAUUAAAUGUGACCAAUACUGGCCUAGUCGAGGGAGUGAGUCGUAUGGCAUGAUGACGGUCACCAUCGCAGAAGUUCAGGAACUUGCUACGUAUUGUAUUCGAACAUUCCAAGUAACUAGGAAUGGGGGAGCAGAGCGGCGAGAAAUUAAACAACUACAAUUUACUGCUUGGCCCGACCAUGGAGUGCCAGACCACCCAGCUCCUUUCUUACAAUUCCUCCGACGUGUUCGAGCACUGAAUCCACCAGAUGCUGGCCCGUUAGUUGUUCAUUGCUCCGCUGGUGUUGGACGUACGGGUUGCUUUAUCGUUAUCGAUUCAAUGCUCGAGAGAGCAAGACAUGAACGCACUGUCGACAUAUACGGUCACGUCACUUGUUUACGAGCUCAGCGGAAUUACAUGGUGCAAACCGAAGAUCAGUACAUCUUCAUUCACGAUGCCUUACUCGAAGCCGUUAUUUGCGGUGACACUGAAGUUCCAGCUCGCAACUUACACUCACACAUCCAAAAGCUAAUGCGUAUCGAUACGAUUGAAAAUAUCACUGGAAUGGAAUUAGAGUUCAAGAAACUGGCUAACAUGAAGGCCGAUUCGAGCCGUUUCGUAUCAGCCAGCUUGCCUUGUAAUAAACAUAAGAAUCGACUGGUGCACAUUUUGCCAUAUGAGUCGACUCGUGUCUGUUUGACUCCACGCGAUGGAUCCGACUAUAUCAACGCAUCGUUUGUUGAUGGAUAUAGAUACAGGGCUGCCUACAUUGCCACUCAAGGUCCACUCCCUGACACAAACGACGACUUCUGGCGAAUGCUUUGGGAACAUAACUCCACUAUCAUAGUUAUGCUUACAAAAUUGAAGGAAAUGGGCAGGGAAAAAUGCCAUCAGUAUUGGCCUUCCGAUCGUUCAGCACGCUAUCAAUGCUUCGUCGUGGACCCUAUCGCCGAGUACAACAUGCCUCAGUACAUCUUGAGGGAAUUCAAGGUAACGGAUGCUCGAGAUGGAGCGUCCAGAACAGUUCGCCAGUUCCAGUUCACGGACUGGCCGGAACAAGGUGUGCCCAAGAGCGGCGAAGGUUUCAUCGACUUCCUUGGACAAGUUCACAAGACCAAAGAGCAGUUCGGUCAAGACGGGCCCAUCACUGUACACUGCAGCGCCGGAGUGGGCCGCACGGGAGUGUUCAUCACGCUGUCGACGGUGCUGGAGCGCAUGCAGUACGAGGGCGUCGUGGACGUGUUCCAGACCGUCCGCACGCUGCGCACGCAGCGCCCCGCCAUGGUGCAAACUGAGGACCAGUACGAAUUCUGCUAUCGCGCUGCGCUGGAGUACCUCGGCUCGUUCGACCACUACGCCAACUGACGCUGAGACAGACUCGUCUAAACCGACACUAACCUUGCCGCAUGUAUGUAGACGCCUUAUUGAAAAAAAAAAAAAAAUUGUCUAUGGUUAAAUGUCAUACUGGAAGUACGCGUGUCAUUAACAAUAUAUUAUUUACUAUGUAUCUCAAACCGAUAACGAUAAAAUAUAAAGGGGAUUUACGUUAUCUUCUCAAAGAGAUUCCAUAUUGCACUACGUUUUAAAUUUUAUAAUAAGAUUACUCUUUAUGCGAACGUCAUUUUAAUGGCGAACUACGCUAACAGCAGAUGCUCUCGUAUUAAAAUUAUGCUCUUUCAAUUACCAUAUUGAAAAGGACUCUGAAAUAUCGCGGGAAUAUAUUAGGAAAACGUUAAAUGAAAUAAUAUAAUACUUAUUACAUUUUUAGCUUAAUAUUUUUAAUGGCAUGCGUUUUAAAUUGAUUUUAAAAAAAAACAACAAGAAUAUCUGCAAAGUUAAAUAAAAAUUAAAAAGUGUUUAAAGUCGGCAAGGCUGGUAAACUAAUUGGACGCAGUGUUCUCAUGAACUGACUGAUCGUAAUCUCGUUCACUUCAGUGUCGUACACGUAUAAGGCUAUAAUAUAUGAGUGCCUAGGAAAAAGUUACUUAUGAUGUAUAUUUACGAAGACCAUAGUAAACAUGAUUGUGAGUCGGAAGGGUAAAUAUAUUAUAGAAACCUCGACCCUAUAAUUAUACUAUAGAUAAAAGCGCGGCCCAUCGAGAUAUUUUUAUAGUUCGAUUGGCCAUAUUAAAUACUUUAAACAUUUCAGAAACGCAUUUUUAAUAGAAAU